Mytilus californianus (California mussel) is the source of this 5045-nucleotide messenger RNA. RefSeq lists its product as uncharacterized. The record is from RefSeq and is a predicted model, not a curated record. Bases 433 to 1401 code for a protein of 322 amino acids. Lineage: Eukaryota; Metazoa; Mollusca; Bivalvia; Mytilida; Mytilidae. The transcript has 3 exons.
AAGUUCGGUUCAAUCUUACGAUAAAUAUUACCUGGCUUAAAAGUAAUACAUGAAGGGGGAAACCAGGAUAAAGCUGGAAAAGCAAGUCCGUCAUCUUAGGAUCUAAUAGAUUACUGUUUAUCAUUUAAAUUUAGGACAUCAAGUGCUUAUCAACGGGUUAAACAACGUUUAUAAAAGUGGGACAUCUAAUAUUUAAGAUAAACUAAACGAAAUUGGGAUUACCUUGUGUACAUGAGAUUGGUAAAAACACCACGUGAAAUAGCACAAACUCUAAGAAAUACAUGCAUGCUGCUCACGCAUAGGCCAUGGGAAAGGAAGCAAUUUCACCGCAAGACAAGAUAACUUAAGACUUGCGAAUGCUUUGAAGUUUUUAGAGAUGUAGUCAGUGACUUUCUAAAGAACUGGACAUAUUAAUAGGGAUUUAUAACAAUUAUGAAAUCGGAAAUAGUGUCAGCAUGUUUAUUUCUGCUUGGAAUGGCCUCUUGUAUAAGAGCUCUGAUACCAUUACCAUCAUUUACCAAGAUGAAGGAAAAUUAUCCAGGCUACAAACAUGCAGGAGGCAGAUACCACAACAACCAUCUUAUCGACAUGAUUGGAUGUAAGCGCAAUUUGUUAUUACAUGAUACUAGUGCAUUGAGACUAUCAUAUUCCUUCAACAGAGUUGGUGGUGAACAUUCCUUAGGAAAGGACUUAAUACAUUUAUCUAGGAAUGGAAUUGACAGUGUCGUAGGCACUGAUGGACUACAAUAUAUUUACCACCCUAUAGCAUAUGGACCAUUCCUAGCUGACAAAUAUGGAUAUCCAACCAUUUCAAAAUUACACCAGUUUGAUCCUGUCAGCACAAAGAAGAACUUUUGGGGGAAGCAAGGAAUACUUAGGGUGAUAACAUACCGUAAAAUUAAAAACUUGCCAGUUGGACAUGUUGCAUUGUGGGACUGUGAUCAUUUUCAUGAAACAAAAGAUUGGAUAUCAGGGCAUAGUUUGAUAACAGUUGAGUUCUGGGAGUCUCCAGAUUCCAACUGUUCCAGUUCUACAACUAGAUAUCUUCAUCAAAAUGUACCAGUUAAACAUAUUAAACAAGCAUCUACACCUCCAUCAUCGAAUGUGAAUCAUCAAAUUCCAGCCAAUCGACUUCCUGGACAAUCAAUCCAUCAACUUCCAGUAACAUCAGAACAUUCAUCAUUGAAAAACAGUCUGCCUUUCAACCAGGGUAACAAAGCUCUUGCUCCAAAUUCACAAAUAGAUUUGAAAACAUUAAUGAAAGAUAAAACUUUCCGACGGAAAUUUAUCAAAAAGUAUUAUAUAAGUAAUGGGCAUUUACGUCAUGCAAAACACAGAGGAUUGUCAUUGUCUAAUGAGCAAAUACCAUCUAGGAAUAAAUAUGGCAGGUCAAUAUCAUGAUCCAGGUAUCAAUAAUACUUAUUGCGUUUUUUCUUUGGCAAUCAGAACUAUUUUGUGAGCAUUUUCAUAAUUGUCAUUUAAAACAAUACAAUUGUUUGGGAAGAUACCAUUGACAACGAAUUUUAUCAGCUUCAACCACAUUCAAUCUAAUCUAUGGCCAGUUAAGUUACUGUCACCAAAAUAGUUAAUCUACAACCUCAAAUUACUGGAUUAGAAUUGACAGAUACGUAUGAAUUGUUCAACAAUGAAAAGCAUCAACAGGAUACUCUAGCUUGUCUAAUGAGCUUACUUUUAUGAAUUUGUAUUCAAUUUAUGAUAAAAAAAAAAUGUUUUCAGAAUACAAAUUAUUGAACUGAGUUUAACAUAUGAUGUGCAUUUGAAAAAAAAGGAUUAUUAUAGUAAUGACAGUUCAUCAGUGGCUGCAUUUGUUUUGUUUUUUUUUUUUAUUUUGUGUUCAUUCCUGUAGCAUUUAUGAAUUGUGAUUCCGUAUUGAUGAUGUUAGCCAUGACAUUAUAAUAUGAAUGAUAAAAAAGUACUAGUCAUAAAUUGUCAGUUUGUGAAAAUGUUUGUAUAUAUAAAAAGAAAUUAAAAGUGCUAAUUGUACUUGUUAUGAAAAUUGUCAUUAUGUUUUUGAUCUCCAUGUGCUUUUCUAUUUGUGUUUAAUCAUUAUUUUAAUUUUCGUAAAAUACACAUGACACUUGUUAAGACAAAAAAAAGUAUAAGGUGACCAUAUUUGUUCAAAUAAGCAUCUUUAAUUUGCUGGAAUUUUAUCGAGACAGCUAAAUGAAAUUAGUCGGAAUUUUUUUUUUCAAUUCAGAACCAUCAGUUUAAAAUAAUUUUUGGCAUGAUAUAAUGGUAAAAAAGAUUAAAUCUAGCACUUGAUGCAGUUCUUUACCUUUAAGUUAAUAGUAAAAAUUCCUAUUUUUAUGUGUAAUUAACUUUAGAUAGUCAUUUAAAGAAGCAUGGAUGCUUUGCAGGUCAACUAGGGUAAAUUCUAUUUACCAAGUUGGAACUGAUCAGCUUAUCAGUGGGUGAAAUGUUGUAAAAAUACUUUUUAUUAUAUUAAUAACUACAUUUUUUUUUCAAUUUGCUCAAUUUUUGUGGUUGUGUUUGUAACAUUUGAAUUAGCCAACACUAAAUCCACUUACUUACAAAAUGUGUUUAGUAUUUAAACUUGAAAAAAUAAUUUAUUCAUAUCACAAGUCUUCUUUCCAGAAUGAAAUCCUAGGAAGUACAAACUUUUUGAAGUUUACUAAUAAAUAAAUUUUCAGGACUUCGUGUUUUUCGAACUUUCCACCCCCUAUAUUCAGUGAAAAGAUACGCACCUAAGUGUGAGUUAUGUAUUUUUAAGUUCUGAUUUGUGUGAUGAAUGUUUGCUUGAGGAAAACAUCAUAAUAUAUCUCAUAUAUCAUUCUCAAUUCAUUAUUUUUUUUUUCAUUUGAAAGCAAACACUUUGCUCAUGACAGUUUAAUACUGUCUUCAUUUGAAUUAUAAUACAUAUUUUUCUCCAUUUAAUGCAUGAUGAGUUUCUUUUCAAGUUCAAAUCACUCAAAAUUGUGACUGUCACCUUUAAAAAAUAACAUACUUUCAAUAAUUCACUCAUACCAAAUAUGUAAAUUAUUUAAAAUGAGAAUACUUUGAUGAUGUUUGCAUUCAUAUGUACCAUAUUUAAAUAUAUGAGGGGGUAAAGUACUAUGUUAGCCAUAAAUUUGAACUACUUUGCCAUAUAAAUGAGAAAUAAGAUACACUAUCGCUUACUUAAAAUGAAUUUAAUGACAUUUACUCAGCAUUUUUCACAAUUAUACUGACAGCCAAUGUCCUUGGUUCUUUUCUGAAUUGCAUAAAAGUUACACUUCAAAGAGGAGAGGCACAGCUUGAAAAAUUGUUGAAGAUAAAAUGUAAAUAAACUGAAGGAAAAACAGUCACUUGCAAGUUCAUCUAAAUGCUUUUGACAUAAAUUAAAAAUUUCAUUUAUUUUUGUUAAACGUAAUGUAUAAAAUAACUUACAAUUAAAUUUUAUGUUCAGGGCAUUUAAAAUCGUGCAUUGUGUUUUGGUCUUAUGUGCAUUAAAAUGGAAUAAUCUUAUUCAAAUAUUCCAUCAACCACCCUAUAUUUAAUCAGAUAAGGUUUUAAUCCAUUUUAAAUUGGUUCUUAAACAACACACCUUGUUUUGAAAGACACUUGUCACCAUUUUUUUGCACCACAUGCAAAAUUGUAUAAUUUAAAAGUCUAUUUGCAGGUGUUCCAUCUUUUACUCAUUGUCUGAAUUUUCAUCAAUGAAUUUUAUUUAGAGGUUUAAUUUACAGUAACUCCUUUGUAUUGACACUAAUAAAAAUAUCUCUAUAACUUGAUAAAUAUCCAUUGUGUAUAUAUAUCUUAUCAACAUUCUUAAAAACCUAAGAUUUUAUGAAUGAGUCAAUUUAAGAAAAAAUUAAAAAGAGGGGGAAUAAUGUUUCAGCUUUUUUAUAAGCUAAUUUUUAUAAGAGAUCCUGUAAUACUUUUUUUUUUAUUAUUUUCUGGUAUUACAAAAAUAAUCUAUACUGUUUCAAAUUUAGAGUUGUAAUUAUGUCCUGUUUUGCACUAACUGCAAAUUCAGAUGAUAGUUAUUUCUCUUUUUACAUCCAGCCUUCCUGGUAGCAGCAUCUUUUCCCUAAGUCUCAUUAUUCCCUUGAAUACAAAUUAACACACAUUUUCAAAAAUGCCAUUUGAUAUUCUAGCAUAUCAUACUACAAAAUAUAAUCUAUCAUUUUAUUCAAACUAUCUAAUGGGGUAUUUUCACUAACUUUAUGGCAGCUAUGUCUUAAAUGUUUACACUUGUUCUUCAUCAGGAUUUAUUUUUAAUAUACUAGUCCUGCUCAAUGUCUUCAACUUCAAAGGGUAAAAUAAUAUUUAUAAAAAAACAGUAAAUGUUCAUCUAUUUGUGAUAAAUAGAAUCACAAAUCUGUGCGAGAAAUAUGAUCCCCACUAGUAUCAAGAAUACAAGAAUACCUUUAACUCACAUACUUUAAAAAAGUUUGUGUGAAACAGACUUUUUUGUCCAAAUUAUAUUAAGCCAAUGUUUCUUAUCUUCAUUGAGAACAUCUAAAAUUAAACUAACACUUUGGAGUUUUAUUUGAUUUCUUCUUCUGGUGUUUGAAUCAUUGCAACUUAUUUUUCCACUUUUCACAUGUGCAUGGUCUUUUUUUCGACAGCUUUUUUGUUUUAAACACAAAAAUUAAUUAUUACUUUAAUCCUCAAAGCAAAAUCAAAAAUCCAUCUUGAAAUUUGCGAAAAUCCAGUAUUUGCAUCUAAUGUAAUGAAGUCAUGAAAAAUUGUUUUGAUUCUAAUUUCAACUUUAGAAAUUCUUUGUUACUUUUCAUGUCAAGUUUGUGGUUUGAUUAAAUUUUGUUUUGAAAUAUUAUUGUGAACAUUCCUUUCAAUGAAUUUUUAUGUUGGAUCAUCUGAACACAGGAUUUACUUUUUUGUGUAGAUCCGAUAAUGAUUACUUUUGUUUUAUAAGCUAAUUGUUGUAUAUUGACCAUCAAAUGAAAACCAAAACUUGUAAAUUUUAAUUGUUGUUUAUAAUUUAUAUUGCUGUUGAUUUGUAUGUUUUGUGUUGUGAAAUUGAAUUUGAUUAAAUCAAAAUAAAAUCAAUUUGAAAUGAA